AGGUUGCGGCUUUUGCAAUUCCAUUGUACGUCUAUAUAAAGACUUAAAACGUAUAUACAAUGCUUGCAUCCACUUGUUUUCCCUAUCCCUUUCCAGAGAUGUCUUCGUCCAUUGUUGAUCUUGGAGUGGCUAGAGUUGAAACGACUGUCACUAGAGAAACCAGCGAAAUCAACCGUCUUGUCAAGACAUUCUUGUCUAACAACCUUAACAUGAAGAAAAUCAUUGGUCUUGACACAGAACGAGCAAUGAAGCCAGGAAAGCUAACUAAAACCGUCUUGCUCCAGCUUUGUGAUGGAGACCACUGCUUAAUAGUUCAGCUUCACCCCUAUGAUUAUGUUGAACUUCCUCUCUCACUCUUCAAUUUUUUCAACCUCCCUGAUUUCACUUUCGUGGGGAUUGGCAUAAAAAAGUCCCUGAUGAUGCUGGAGAGUGAGUUUGGUUUGACAUGCAAGAAUGCUGUUGACAUCGGACCUGCCUCGUGGUACCUGACCAAGAAGGCCGCUCAUUUGAGCUGUAAGAUGGAUGAUAUUCUUCCGACUCAAUUACCAACAAGCCCUGUCUUUGAAGACUGGUGCACACAUGCUCUCAGCAAGGACCAGAUCAAGCUUGCCGUCUCGAAUGCUUACUUGGCUUUUCGCAUUGGAAUCUUUCUGUUGGCUGGUUUUAAAGUUUACUGA
Messenger RNA from Brassica oleracea var. oleracea, 677 nucleotides. RefSeq lists its product as uncharacterized. Gene Ontology annotation, cellular component: cytoplasm; nucleus. The transcript has a single exon. Gene Ontology annotation, biological process: nucleobase-containing compound metabolic process. The record is from RefSeq and is a predicted model, not a curated record. NCBI's taxonomy places the organism in Eukaryota, Viridiplantae, Streptophyta, Magnoliopsida, Brassicales, Brassicaceae. Gene Ontology annotation, molecular function: nucleic acid binding; 3'-5' exonuclease activity. The coding region runs from base 60 to 677 and encodes 205 amino acids.